AUGGCAGGGAACCUAAAGAAAGGCGGAGGGAUCAUAGGAAUGAUGAAGGAUGCCUUCCAGCCACACCAUCACCACCUCCACUCCCAUCACCAGCCGGGGGUCGUGGACAAGAAGACGGUGGAGAAAUGUUGGAAACUGAUGGACAAGGUGGUGCGGCUGUGCCAAAACCCCAAACUGGCUCUGAAAAACAGCCCCCCUUACAUCCUUGACUUGCUGCCAGACACCUACCAGCACCUGCGCACCAUAUUGUCUCGCUACGAGGGCAAAAUGGAGACUCUGGGGGACAACGAGUACUUCCGGGUCUUCAUGGAGAACCUAAUGAAGAAGACCAAGCAGACCAUCAGCUUGUUCAAAGAGGGCAAGGAGCGCAUGUACGAGGAGAAUUCACAACCCAGGCGGAAUCUCACCAAACUGUCGUUGAUCUUCAGCCACAUGCUGGCCGAACUCAAAGCCAUCUUCCCCAAUGGUCUGUUUCAGGGUGACAAUUUUCGCAUAACCAAAGCAGAUGCUGCAGAGUUCUGGAGGCGUGCUUUUGGGGACAAAACCAUUGUGCCUUGGAAAGUGUUUCGUCAGUCCCUCCAUGAGUUUCAUCCCAUCAGCUCUGGACUGGAGGCCAUGGCUCUUAAGUCUACUAUAGACCUUACCUGCAACGACUACAUCUCUGUUUUUGAGUUUGACAUCUUUACAAGGCUAUUUCAGCCUUGGUCAUCCCUGUUGCGGAACUGGAACAGCUUAGCUGUUACUCAUCCGGGGUACAUGGCCUUCCUCACCUACGAUGAGGUCAAAGCUCGUUUGCAAAAAUUCAUCCACAAGCCUGGCAGUUACAUCUUUCGACUGAGCUGCACACGGCUGGGCCAGUGGGCCAUCGGUUAUGUGACGGCAGAUGGAAAUAUUCUCCAAACCAUUCCCCAUAAUAAACCCCUCUUCCAGGCCCUCAUAGAUGGUUUCCGAGAAGGAUUUUAUUUAUUCCCUGAUGGCCGAACCCAAAACCCUGACCUGACGGGACUGUGUGAGCCUUCCCCUCAAGACCACAUUAAAGUCACACAGGAGCAAUAUGAGCUGUACUGUGAGAUGGGCUCCACUUUCCAGCUUUGUAAGAUCUGUGCUGAGAAUGACAAGGAUGUGAAGAUCGAGCCCUGCGGUCACCUCAUGUGCACCUCCUGUCUCACUGCCUGGCAGGAGUCAGAGGGUCAAGGAACUGGAUGUCCCUUUUGUCGCUGUGAAAUUAAAGGUACAGAGCCUAUUGUUGUUGAUCCUUUCGACCCCAAGGACAACAGCGGAUGCUUAUCUAGGUGCAUCAUGGGAGCCGAGGGCGCACCAUCGCCCAGCUACGAUGACGACGAUGAUGACAGACUUGAAGACCCCCACCUGGUGAUGAGCAAACUUGCCUGUAUGAAGGUGGAGCGCCCCCCGUCACCCAUGUCCAUGCCUCCUCAGUCAUCUUUUCCCCCAGUACCUCCCAGACUUGACUUGUUACCACACAGGCCUGCGAACCCCCCUGGUGCCUCCAGUCCAGGCGUCAGCAGUAAGACUCCAUCUCACCACAAAGACAAGCCUCUUCCUCUUCCUCCUGCACUGCGGGAUCUCCCCCCUCCUCCUCCUCCAGACAGACCCCACACGGUCGGGCCAGCCCCUGAUGCCCGGUUGCAAAGGCGACCCUUACCCAGCACUCCAGGGGAGCCCCCACGAGACAAGCUCCCUCCCACACCCCCAAACCGUCCAGUAGCUGACUGGAACUCCAGGCCUGUUCCCAAGGCCCCCACCUCCUCUUCUUCCUCAUCCUCAUCAUCCUCUUCAUCCACACAAGUCUCCAGUCUGGGAGGGGACAUUCGAGCAGGUGUCAGGGAACUAUCCAACAGACACUCCCUCCCCUUGGCACUGCCUUCUGCUCUGGACACCCGCUCAGACUCUCAGAAGAACAACAGCUCCGUCAGUCUGGACCACCAGCUGAACUUUGCUGCAUUAUUGGGUCCAGAAUAUGACAACCCCAAAGUGAAACCCUCCGCUUCAGCCAGCGCCAUCUAUUCACUGGCAAACAGACCAUCUCCAGUUUUGAGAGCAGUAGCCGGUGAAGAGCCAUGUGACAGUGAGGAGGACUCCGAGUACAUGAUUCCCUCCUCUCGGCCCAUCGUGGCACCACCCGUUGGAGAACCUUUACCGGCGCCAAGACCCUCACAGCCUCAGCCUCCGUCAGCACUCCAAGCACAAGCCCAACCCUCUGCACUCAACUCGCGGCUGACACUAGCUGCUGAAGAUGGACCUAUAGGUUAUGAAGCCAUGUACAACAUCCAGGCCCUGUCACAACAAGCCAGAGAUUCAGAUUAUUCAGAGCUGCCCCCUCUGGGGAUGACAAACGGUCCCAGAGACCCUGCACCUGAGGACAAGGAGGAGGAUGACGACGGCUACGACUUCCCAAAGUCCCUCCCUUUGCCCCCUGCACGACGAACACUCUCAGAAAUGGGAGGCUCUUUAUCAUCUUCUUCCUCCUCAUCAUCAUCAUGCAUGUCCUCCACAGCUGCUUUCAACCGCCUUUCCCUUGAUGUAGAUGCUGGAGCUGCACCAUCCUCCUUGGAACUGGCAGAAGCAGCGCCAGAGAGACCUCCGAAGCCUCUGCCGAGACGGAUCAACUCCGAGCGCCGACACAGCCCUGUCCCGCCCGUCCUCGCUCCCCCAAGCGCUGCUUCAACAGGAGAGGACGCCAACCCCCAGAUCAGCAGUGAGAUCGAGCACCUCAUGAAUCAGGGAUACUCGUACCAGGACAUCCAGAAAGCACUGGUGAUCGCACAGAACAAUAUAGAAAUGGCCAAGAACAUCCUGCGCGAGUUCGUGUCCAUCUCCUCCACCGCGCACAUCCUCACAUAA
Nematolebias whitei (Rio pearlfish) is the source of this 2862-nucleotide messenger RNA. RefSeq names its product Cbl proto-oncogene, E3 ubiquitin protein ligase (gene cbl). The transcript has 16 exons. The record is from RefSeq and is a predicted model, not a curated record. Lineage: Eukaryota; Metazoa; Chordata; Actinopteri; Cyprinodontiformes; Rivulidae. Gene Ontology annotation, cellular component: plasma membrane; membrane raft. Gene Ontology annotation, biological process: negative regulation of epidermal growth factor-activated receptor activity; cell surface receptor signaling pathway. The coding region runs from base 1 to 2862 and encodes 953 amino acids. Gene Ontology annotation, molecular function: receptor tyrosine kinase binding; phosphotyrosine residue binding; SH3 domain binding.